Hydatigera taeniaeformis is the source of this 354-nucleotide messenger RNA. NCBI's taxonomy places the organism in Eukaryota, Metazoa, Platyhelminthes, Cestoda, Cyclophyllidea, Taeniidae. The record is from the annotation of a GenBank genome assembly.
AUGGUACUGCCAAUUACGUUGCUGAAGGCAUCAUGUAACAUGCCAAUGUUGGUUGAGCUUAAAAGUGGCGAAACAUACAAUGGUCAUCUGGUUGCCUGUGAUGAUUGGAUGAACAUCCAUCUCAAAGAAGUUAUUUGUACGUCACGUGAUGGUGAUAGAUUUUGGAAAAUGUCUGAGUGCUUUAUUCGUGGAAGCAUAAUAAAGUACUUGCGCAUUCCCGAAGAUGUUAUUGAUAAGGUGAAGGAGGAUAUGCAAUCAUCGAGGGUACGGAAUAGGGAGCUUGGUGGUCGUGGUCGCGGAGGUGGUGGUGGUGGUCGUGGUGGUGGCAAAUUCGGUGGCAAUCGAGGAAAAUAG